UGCGAAGGGCAGGCGCUUGGAGCAGCAUCAGUUCUAAAAUUUCCAGUUAGCAUUAUGGAGUAUCAGCACUAUUUGCAGAAAGAGCUGACCAUUUUCCACUACCACCUACUCUUCGACUAUGGAGCACCGAUCCAGUUGGCCACUUGCAUUGCCUUCGGCGCCGUCUGUGGCUGGAUAAUGAGCCUGAUCACAUUCGUUGUCUACAAGGCAGCAAUUGGCCUGGGAGCCAAAGCCACGGCAUGUGACAAAGAUGAUAAGUACGAUGAUCUCGACCUGGACAUGCAUGUGGAGUAUGGGUAUGACCGGAUGCUGUCCCAGUGCCAGAACCUUAGUGAUUGGCUUGUGAGAACGCAGUAGCUUAGACAGGAUAACGCCUGAGGGGGCAUUCGGUUCGCCUUCUUUGUGCAUGAGCCCCAAUCAAAGUAUCUCGACGCCACUUAGACCGUCUCGAGUGCGCCGAGUGAAUUUUUCAGAUACUGUUACAGUGGCAGUAUCGAAUAUUUUCUCUGCCGUUCUCGAAGUCAUUAGCAUAAUGUUUCUCGACACUGUCAUGGCCUUAAAUUGAAUUCAGCAUGCACCGCAGGCCGCCAUUUAUGCAAGUUUAUUUCUAUAGAUGAAGGCCGGAGGUUCAAAUAUUUAAUAAACCAAACCGUUUCU
Molecule: messenger RNA, 657 nt
Organism: Drosophila mauritiana
Lineage: Eukaryota; Metazoa; Arthropoda; Insecta; Diptera; Drosophilidae
Exons: 1
Coding region: 55-357 (100 amino acids)
Source: RefSeq, a predicted model, not a curated record